CGGCUGAUUGAUCAGGCUGUUGAGCAACUAAAUUACCAUGAGAUGUAUGGGUGUAGACGGUGUGUGUGGUUAACAGGUAAGGCUUGCACUGCGUGACAUGUAGGCCAUGUACCAUGACUUGUACCGAACAAUAUCCGAGUAUUUCCGCAAGUUGGUGGACUCACAAGGCAGUUGACUAUCGCCUGUAAAAGUAAUUUCAACAAGGGCGUCGGAACUGAAAGUUAAAACUUGACAUCAUGGUUGAAAACGUCAUCCUCGGACUGAAGUAUGCUGUGAGCGUGUGCUCUACCUUGGCCAUACUAGGCAACCUACUGAUGAUUGCGGCUCUGGUGUGGACCACAAAGCUUCGCAUCAAGUACUUCCAACUCGUCUUCAACAUGGCUCUGGCUGACAUGUUCUUCGCAGCCUUUUCUACAGCAUUUCCAUGGACUGAAUACCACAUCAUCUACUCCUUAUUUAUGACCGGCUACGUGGUAUCUGUAUUGAUGAGUUUGGCGAUUGGCGUCAACCGUUACUUGGCGUUUUCUCUUAGCUCACCGUCCCGCUAUGACUCGCUGUUCACGGGCCGUCGCCUGCUCAUCCUCAUCUUGCUGAUCUGGUGUUUGUCGAUCCUCCUCAACCUUCUGCCGAUCGUUACAGCCUCAGAAGGAGUCACAAUUUGGAUUUACGGACUGUUAAGACCAUUGACUGUUUUCAUAUCUUGGUUAGUCCUGGCGGUACUAUACGGUGUCUUGUUUUAUAAAGUCAGGAAGAAUACUCGUGCUUCGGUAGUUCCACGACCUAGUACGGAUACAAACUUCGAUAAUUCACCCACUGAUACUCUUCAUACUCAGAUCCGCUGGUUGCUGGCCACAUUCAUCGUCAUUCCAGUGGCAUCAUUUGUCUUCUGGAUGCCAUACAGUGUGGUCAGGAUAACUGCAUUUGUUGAUCCGAAUCAUUUCUUCGCUCAUAAUUUGGACGUUGCUUAUUGGUUCAGUGGUUCUUUGUACUGUAUUGCCGCCGCGAUCAACCCGCUGAUUUACUGGGGUCGGUUGAACGGACUAGGCCAAGGCGUUUACACACGUUUGGAGGGUGAUGGAGAAUUGGACCCUGAGAUUGAAAAUGCACAACCGGCCAUAAACACGUUGAUUUAAAUUCUUUGGGGUUAUAACCAAUCUAGGUAAAGACCUAAAGCUACCGUUUCUAUCACGGAGGCCCCCUUCAAUGGUGAAAGCAUUGUGCUACUGCUAGCUUUUGUUCUGCUUAUCCGUCACGGGACAGGUGCUUUGUACAAUAGCAUGCACAAUGGUUUCUCCAUUGAAAGGGGCCUCGUGAGUGUACAGUGGUCACGUGCCCGAAUUCGUCUAUAGCAAUGAAACAAAAUAUGUUUGGAAAGAGCGGAGUGCUUUCAUAAUCUUGAAGAGGAAACGAAACAAGCUCCCGGAUUACAAUGUUUAAACAUCAGCGGGAUCUCUAACAUUUAAACACUUAUAGUGGGUCUCUAAAACUGAAAAGUCAUAGUUUGCCAAAUCGAGAUGCUAAUUACUUUCAUGUAUACUAGAAUUUCCCGAGUGUUGCCAUGUUGGUAUAAAUUAGAAGUCAUCAGUAAAACCUUUACUCUUUAACGCUUAGUUACGCAUUAAAAUAAAUUACAAUUGUCUUCUUUCGUAGUUAUACAAAGUAUAAUUUCCCCGUACCUUUUGGUGUUGGUAUAGUUACUUUUGUCUUGAAGUAUUUUUGAACAGUUCUACAUAAGAGUGUAUCAAAGAAAAGGUAAUAAAAAAUAAUAGGUUAAUUUGUAAAAUUUAUGAACUUGAA
Molecule: messenger RNA, 1797 nt
Organism: Patiria miniata (bat star)
Lineage: Eukaryota; Metazoa; Echinodermata; Asteroidea; Valvatida; Asterinidae
Product: octopamine receptor beta-1R-like
Exons: 2
Coding region: 237-1133 (298 amino acids)
Biological process (GO): G protein-coupled receptor signaling pathway
Cellular component (GO): membrane
Molecular function (GO): G protein-coupled receptor activity
Source: RefSeq, a predicted model, not a curated record